Messenger RNA from Medicago truncatula (barrel medic), 861 nucleotides. Its product is annotated as GATA transcription factor 16. Gene Ontology annotation, molecular function: zinc ion binding; sequence-specific DNA binding. Bases 213 to 647 code for a protein of 144 amino acids. The record is from RefSeq and is a predicted model, not a curated record. Gene Ontology annotation, biological process: regulation of DNA-templated transcription. The transcript has 3 exons. Lineage: Eukaryota; Viridiplantae; Streptophyta; Magnoliopsida; Fabales; Fabaceae.
UUUUUAGAUCUGCUGCGGCUGUGGUGCGUGCGCGUGUGUUUUGUGCCUCUUCCGAUUCUCUUUCUCUCUCUACAACUCUCUCUCUACACUAUCACUUCAUCACCACCAUCAUCAUCAUUCUCUUGAUCUUCUUCUCAUUCUUGCAUGUUUGAUCUUUCAUUCUGAUUUAUCCAAUCUUGUUUCUGUGAUCAGAAUCAAAAUCAGAAUCGAAAAUGGUGGUUGAUCACAGUGAUAAGGUAUCAGAAGGUGAAGAUUCAAACCCUAACGCCGCCGUUUCAUCAGAUAACAGCAAUCCAAAGAAAACAUGUGCUGAUUGCGGUACUUCCAAAACUCCUCUAUGGCGUGGUGGUCCUGCUGGUCCAAAGUCACUGUGCAAUGCUUGCGGGAUCAGGAGCAGGAAGAAAAAGAGAGCAAUAUUAGGGAUAAGCAAAGGAAACAACGAAGAAGGAACAAGAAAGGGGAAAAAGAGUAACAGUGGCGGCGGCGGCGGCGGAAGCAAAGUUGGUGAUAAUUUGAACAUGAAGCAGAGAUUAUUGAAUUUAGGGAAAGAAGUGUUUAUGAAUCGAUCGCAUUGGAAGAAAUUGGGAGAAGAUGAACAAGCUGCUGUGUUGUUGAUGUCUCUUUCUUAUGGAUCUGUUUAUGCCUAAAUUAAAAACCCUAAUAAAUUAUUAUUGUCUUCUAUUUUAGAAUUUACUAGAUUAUUGUUUUAGGAUCCAAAUCUAAAUCCAAAUCAGUAUGAAUGAGCCUAACCUUUUCAUAAGUGUAAAUUUUUAUUUUCUGCUACUGAUUAUUGUUGCUGCGAGUGUGUUGUUAUCAACCGUUGUAAGAAAUCAAUGAAUGAGAUGUUCAAUUUUGGUUCUA